AAUAAUUCUGUCCAUAUACAAUUACAGUAGGAAAUCCAAGCCACUAAAACUAGAUCACCCACCAGGCAAAAACUCAACCACAUUUACUCGCACGGUCACACCCCCUUAUCAAUUCUCCCUCUAUAUAUAUUUAUCCCCUUUCUCCACUUUCCAUCACACAAACACUGCACACGAGAUCAAAUUUCGAAGCAUAUAAAUUUUCUUGUUUCCUUCAGAAUCAAGUACCCAAAAGGCUGGAUUUUAAGUAGGAGGUGUUAGAGAUUCCUGUGGUGUUGUUUUGAGAGAGAGGGGGUAAAACCCAGAGGGAGACAAGUUGUAGACAACACGGCUAUACUAAGAGCGAAACCGCUUCUCAUCCAUGUCCGGGCAGUGCGAUGUAAGGGUUUUGUAAGCGAGAGCAGCCCUUCGCCGCACGGUGGACGUGGUGCUUUGCCUUCUGAAGGCGGCAGCCCUUCCGAUCUCCUCUUCCUUGCCGGCGGCGGGAUCUACUGUUAGGCUCUGUAGAGUAAUAUAUUAGAUUUACUGUUUAAAAUUGAUUAUUAUCGUAUUACUGUUUAGCUAAAACGUUCUUUUAUCUGCGUUUGGUUGUGGGCUUGGUGGGUUGUUCUUGAAAUCUUGUAAUUUGGAAGAUAAAAAAAUAAAAAAUAAAAAAUACCUAUUAAGAGAUUUAAGAUGAUGCUGAGAAUCAAGAGAGUUCCAACUGUUGUUUCGAAUUACCAAAAGGAAGAGGGGGAGGAAGGCGGCUGCGGCCGGAAUUGUCUGAGAAACUGUUGCCUUCCAGGAGCAAAGUUGCCUCUGUAUGCUUUCAAGAGGGUGAAUAAAGUUUCUUGUGAUAAGGGUUUGGUUGACCAUGAGGAUAAAGAGGCUCCAGUUGCCUUCUUGGACUCCCUUCUUCUUGGGGAGUGGGAGGAUCGUAUGCAGAGAGGCCUUUUUCGCUAUGAUGUCACUGCUUGCGAAACCAAGGUGAUUCCAGGGGGGUAUGGCUUUAUUGCACAGCUGAAUGAGGGCAGGCACCUUAAGAAGAGGCCGACUGAGUUUCGAGUUGACAAGGUAUUGCAGCCUUUUGAUGAGAACAAGUUCAACUUUACUAAGGUUGGGCAAGAGGAGGUGCUCUUCCAAUUUGAACCAAGCGACAAUGAUGAAGUCCAGUUCUGGCCAAGCGCCCCCAUUGAUGUCAAGAAUUCACCGAGUGUCGUUGCCAUCAAUGUCAGUCCAAUUGAAUAUGGACACGUGCUGUUGAUCCCCCGAAUUCUUGAAUGCUUGCCUCAGAGAAUUGACCGCGAAAGCUUCCUGCUCGCUCUACACAUGGCUUCAGAAGCAGGAAAUCCCUACUUCCGAUUGGGAUACAAUAGCUUGGGUGCAUUUGCCACCAUCAACCACCUUCACUUCCAGGCUUAUUACUUGGCUGUGCCUUUUCCUAUUGAGAAAGCUUCCACUGGGAAGAUAACCACUACACAUUGUGGGGUGAAAAUCUCCAAUAUUCUGAACUAUCCCGUUAGAGGUCUUGUUUUUGAGGGUGGAAACACGCUGGAAGGUUUAUCCAAUGUCGUAUCAGACUCUUGCAUCUGCCUGCAAGAUAACAACAUACCUUACAACAUUCUCAUCUCUGAUUCUGGAAGGAGGAUUUUCCUCUUCCCACAGUGCUAUGCGGAGAAACAAGCUCUUGGGGAAGUGAGUCCCGAGCUCCUUGACACUCAAGUUAAUCCAGCGGUUUGGGAAAUCAGUGGACACAUGGUGUUGAAAAGGAAGGAGGACUAUGAGGAUGCAUCUGAGGGGAAUGCUUGGAGGCUUCUUGCCGAGGUCUCCCUUUCUGAAGAGAGGCUAGAAGAAGUGAAGGAUCUUAUAUUUGAAGCCAUUGCUUGCUAUAUUGAUGAUGACAAAUGUGUCACUCCAUCCUUGCUUAAGGAGUCUGAUGUUACCCCAGAGUCUAUUGAAGACCCCGAUGCCCUUACAGGCUCCCACCCUUCUAUGGUUCCUGCCUAGCGGAAAAUGCCAUGUUCUGAUCUGAGAUUUGGGCAUUGAAGACCCGAUCAGUGGUCUCUUCGUAUCAUAUUUAAUAUUAUUUCAGUGUGAUAUAGGAGUUUCUAUGGCUUCUAUUGUGGAUAUGCCUAAAUAAUGCAAAACACGUUCGACUCGUGUGUGUAUGUGGAGUAAUGUAUUGAAUUUAUGUUUGAUUUAGACAUCUUAAUCGAUCCUUAUGUAUGUUGCUUAUAAGCUGCCCAGUUGGUUGAUGAUUCCCAAUAAAAGAAGCUCGUCUCUGUCCCUACGAUGCUUUGUGAUCUUUACAGGAAGUUUAAUUCCAUAGAGGAUGAUAAUCUUUCCGUUUUUAA
Messenger RNA from Olea europaea var. sylvestris, 2330 nucleotides. RefSeq names its product GDP-L-galactose phosphorylase 2-like. Gene Ontology annotation, biological process: glucose metabolic process. NCBI's taxonomy places the organism in Eukaryota, Viridiplantae, Streptophyta, Magnoliopsida, Lamiales, Oleaceae. The transcript is spliced from 7 exons. Gene Ontology annotation, cellular component: cytoplasm. The record is from RefSeq and is a predicted model, not a curated record. Gene Ontology annotation, molecular function: GDP-D-glucose phosphorylase activity. Bases 673 to 1983 code for a protein of 436 amino acids.